UCUCAUAAUAGCUUUAAAUCCCCAAUUUAUCUCCCUCUUUUCCUUUUUAUUCAUCCUCUUCAAUUUUUCUUCAUUGAUUUCUCUACAUUUUUAUACCAUUUAACGUAAAGAUCCAUUAUUAAACCGAAAAAGGAUCAAUAUAUACAUAAAUAUAUAUGUUUCGACGAUACUUUUCUUUCGUAACUCUCAUAGGACUUGCUUUAGCCGGUGGAGCUUAUGCCGCAAAUUCAUCUCCACCUUCUCCACCGUCAGAUAGUAGCACCGAGAAAUCUCCUCCGGCGACCCCCUCCCUCCCCUCGUUGAACGCAACGUUCGUUCCAGAUUACUCCGAUUACGAAGUCCCGAUGAAUCUAGCACCUGAUGGAGUCGAAAUCGUGCAAGAUUACGUGCCAAUUGUUCAAGAUGAAGAUAAAGAAGCUGAUGAGCUUGAAGGUAAAUCAGAUAAGAAAGCAAAUCAACCUAAGGACUCAGCUUCUUCUUCUUCUUAUUCUUCCUCUUUCGUCGUCUUUGUCGUUGCUGCUGGAUUGUUUUUAUUUUGAGGGUUAAUAAAACUAUGUUUUUGGCUCAUAAUCCAUUAAUUAAUUGUAUGCAUGCAACGUAAAUUUAAUGGAUUUUUUUUGUCUUUUUCUUUUGGUAGCAUAUCAAUCUGAGAUCCAAUAGAACUGGUUCUUUUUUUUUUUCUAUCGAGUUGGUUAGUCAAAAACAAAAACUUACAAUUUGUUAAUUAAAUAGAAAUGUGUCCUUUUAGUACGUAACCUAAAAUCAAC
Arabidopsis lyrata subsp. lyrata is the source of this 767-nucleotide messenger RNA. RefSeq lists its product as uncharacterized. Lineage: Eukaryota; Viridiplantae; Streptophyta; Magnoliopsida; Brassicales; Brassicaceae. Bases 156 to 539 code for a protein of 127 amino acids. The transcript has a single exon. The record is from RefSeq and is a predicted model, not a curated record.